AUGGCCUUUCGAUUACGGGGCGGGCAUACCUUUCUGUGGGAUUGUGCCGCCAUUUUCUUCUACAAGCAUCCUUUUGCCUUUUGGAUCCAUCCACAAGACCUCAAGGCUUCCACAAUCGAACUUGCUUCAAUGGCAGAUGAGAGCAUGGGAUCAUCUAUAAAUGCAGCCAACGAUACUCUCGACCGGGUUGCCCAUAUACCGAAUCCUAACAUCUUUCUGGAUAUGCCCGACCACGAUGUGCUACCUUCCACCGAUGUUACGUAUCGAGGGUUAUCAACUACCUUGAUUGAACAUCCUCGCAUACCGACUAUGUUUCUUCUGGAGUUCAUAACAUUCGAUGGCCUUCGGGCUUACCAGCCAUGCUGUGAGAACAUUGAUCUCCCCAACAUCUUCAGACCAUUGCGCGCUAUUGAAGAUGAUAGCGAUCCAGUUUUCGAGGCAACUCGUGAAUGGUCAUGCAUCAUCCAAGCCCGCCAACACCUACUCAAGGAUGUCAGACAGAUUCUGGCACUUAAGAUGUGGCCUUGGCUUAUGCAUUGGUAUCCAGUUGCCGACAACCUUUUCACAAAGUUUGAUGUUUUUGCCACGACACCAGAAUCAGAUUGGUUCAUGAGACCUCGAGCGCGCCCCAGAUCACCGUCGAGACCAGCCAAGCAGGUUGAAAGCACGGCAGGACACCCGUCAUCCCCCAUAUCUAAUCUCGUAGUGAACUCAGAAGCGGACGAUACAGACCGUCUAAUCGCGCCAAUACCCUUGAGUAUAUUCAACCGGUCUAGCCGUCCAUCUCAAGCCAUUGAGAUCAAUACCGAUGGUCAAGCAGCCGUAUUCGACCCAACUCCAGGUAGCCGAGUAUUCACUUCCCAGGGACGUCUUGGUAGUGCAAGCACCAGUGGUGUUUCAAGGCCGUGGUUUCGGUACAACCAUAUUGUUGAAGGGUCAUCAGCUCUCGGUGUUACAGACACAACUUCUUUUCGACCCAAUCCUUUAGCCGAGCAAUUUGUGCCUCUGGAGGAAUUCUAUGAGGAAGAUUUGUUUGAAUCUGCCAGUGACUCCUCCUGCUCGGUCUGCGAAUCGCUAUUGAUUAAGAAGACGAGAAUGUAUCAUCAGAAGCACAGUCUGACCCUUUGGAAUUGGCAUGACUACGAGAAGUUCUUUCAGUGGGUAGUUUGA
Fusarium redolens is the source of this 1170-nucleotide messenger RNA. RefSeq lists its product as uncharacterized. The record is from RefSeq and is a predicted model, not a curated record. The transcript has 3 exons. The coding region runs from base 1 to 1170 and encodes 389 amino acids. NCBI's taxonomy places the organism in Eukaryota, Fungi, Ascomycota, Sordariomycetes, Hypocreales, Nectriaceae.